Messenger RNA from Colletotrichum lupini, 3633 nucleotides. RefSeq lists its product as uncharacterized. NCBI's taxonomy places the organism in Eukaryota, Fungi, Ascomycota, Sordariomycetes, Glomerellales, Glomerellaceae. The record is from RefSeq and is a predicted model, not a curated record. The coding region runs from base 1 to 3633 and encodes 1210 amino acids. The transcript is spliced from 19 exons.
AUGGGAUAUCCUCUCCUGCCCAAGUGCGUGGGGACGGAUGCUCUCUCCGAGACAGCCUCAGCUCCCUUCCUCAUUCAACAAAGCACACCCAUCAAUGAUGCUACACCUACCCAUCUAUCCAUAUCCGCGUAUGCUUACAAUGUACGGCACUCUUUCAUCGUUGUGCUUUCUUCUCUUCGCAACAUCUUGAUUGUUUCCCCCGUCCCCAGUCUCCGUCUACAGCAAGCUCCUUCAUCUAUCUGUUGCUCACGUACCCCCUUCUCGAGACGUUGGCGCACUGGCAACCGGCGCCAGCACCACCAGCCUUGCAGCUCAGCACUGCACCGCAUCGCAUCGCAUCGAUCUUCCAGACAAACACUCUGUCUGGGGGGUGCCACGGGGGACCACGCGGGCUUCAGGUCCACGGCCUUCGUUUCCCGUUUCUGCAUGACCUCCGGCAAGGGUAUCCUCUCUGCUCACCGAAAGUCAAAUCCAAUGGCCCUAUGGCUGCACCGCCUGCGCGAGCAAAUGCAACCUAACCGAACCUACCGCACCUUACAGACUCAUAAACUCAGCUCUGGCCUCUCUACGGCGGCAGCAUUGCUGCUUAAGGUGCCUCCCGUCCCUUUCCCCCUCAUCCAAGUAACGUACACCCGUGGCCUGCCGUCUUAUGCCUCAAUUCAUCGUCUUGACGUUGCCUGUCGAGCAGCAUCCGAAACCUUCGCGAGCAUCAUCGUCGUCAUCUCUUCUUGCCACGGGUUCACCGUCCGUUACCCACUACAAACUAGUCCAGCCUCUACACAGACCUUUCCUGCAAUCCAGCUCAAACGUCCCAGGCUGAUUGUUUCUUGGCCAUCCGCAAUCACUACACAGCUAGGGCACCGAGACGGAUACCCGGCGGGCAAUAACUCCACUCCGCAGCAGAAUACUCCGCAGCGUGCCAGCCUAGGCAAACCUCCAACAUCCCUGGGGGCAUCAACCGCGUCUCGAGCUUCCCGCUGCAUGGAAGUGUGCCCUUUACAGGUACCCGUACCCAGCCGUCUUAGCCGUCCACCGGUCACCCUCCCUCCGUUCUACGGCAACACGCACCUACUUCUGGACUCUGAACUCCGGGAGUGGUCAACUAUGCCGUCAAACCUCCUGACUCAAGACCGCUGUGUCAUCUCUUUCUGGAAGGCAAGCUGUGGCUCUACGGCCAGAUCAGCCGAAGAAAUGAGCAACGACCAUCGGAAACAUUGGACGAUUCACCGCUCCUGCUAUUCAAACUUCACCAUGGGCAUUUACCAAACCCCAUUGCUGGAAAUGAUCUGCAAGACUCUAUGGCGGCUGAAGAUUCAAGCCCAGUCCAGUGAUCCCUUCCACUACCAUAUCUGCUCCUGGCACAUCCUGGGUUCGCUGCGCACCCUGCGAGGCCAGCAACUUAUCAGCGAUAUACUUACUUCAUCGGGGCUUCUUGUGAACCCAGUUUGGGCCUUUGGUGGGCGAGGCCAGUGCGACCUCGAUUUCACGCGCACACGCACGAACAAAGAUAUUGUGAUAGCAAUAUCCCUUCUAGCGACAUGGGGGGAGCACAAAUGUCCUGGCCAAGUCAUCAAACUCCUGAACCUCCAAAUGUGCCAAUUCCCUGGUUACAGAUCUUCUCCGAGAGCAGAACGUCUUGUCUCAUUCGUCUCGUCCGAGGGUCUGUUGCGCAUAGCUCAGACGCUGGAUCCAGGACUCAACCCAGCAAAGCUUACCUUACAUUCUUUCACCGCUACUGGCUGGCUUAGAUCCGUAUGGUCGAAGUCCCUCACCAUGGUGGUUAUCCUGGCAUCACAGACCGUUCUAAGGAUCUCUACUUGCACAUCUGGAAUGAAAAUCCAGCAUGGCGGCGGGGCAGAAAAUAUCCGUGUUGUCGCCAAUAAUCCAAGCGGCUCGCGUAAGGCUGAAGUCACUGCACACCCGCACAAUGCCAAUGCAUAUUCAUGCGAUGUCCACAGCCCAGACAUUAGCAAUACCGGGCUGUAUCUCCGACUGCACAGUAUUUGUGGCAAGAAGCCAUCCAUCGAUUCUCUGAUUGACCGGGUCUCGGCUCGUUGCACGCGGGGUGGGCACGGUACACUGGACGGCAGGUUGGAUGCCGUCUCGAGGGAUGAACCUGCCAGAACUUUCUAUCCCAUGGUAGCACCAUCAACGUCGUAUGCCUCCCGACGGACAACCGAUCAAAGAUCAAACUAUGCGGCUCAGAAGGCGAGCGGCUAUGCGGGGGACAAAAGGAAAGACGAUGGAGGUCAUCGGGUGUCCUUCUCCCAACCCUUCCACCAUGAUCGACAGCUCGAAACAAAGACGAAGAGAAGCCAUGAUGAGCUCAGCAUCUUUGGGGAUGUUUCUCGUCUGCAGUACCGUUGGCGGGCAUACCAAACCUUGGAGUCCACACCGGAAGCCGCUACGGAUGUUGCUGCCGCUGUGGAUUUCAAAGACAGUCAUCAAGUCUCACAAAAUACACAUGGCCACAUGUUUCAUUGCAGGAUAGUUGCUCUUAAAAGCGCAUAUGCUGCAAGUUGCGAGAAUAUGCCUCAGGGUGGCCGCGUCAGGCACAGUCAGCCACAGAAUCACACCCCGUUGGAACCUCCAGCUCAGCCCCAGCUUCCGUCCAACGACAUUCUUUCGCCGCCGCCUAUUUGCCGCCGACAUGGCGCCCGCAUAGCCAGCAACAGCCCUACCGUAGGGCUUAUCGUGGGAUUCAAGGGUUCAGCUCAAGCCUCGCAUGUGCCAUCGGGUGUAAGUGCUGCAACGGGCAAGCCGGCCAUAGCCGCAACAGCCGCUUUCCCUCAAGCUAAAAGACCACAGUCUGCCGCUUCCGCUGUCCGCUCCGCCCUCCUCGUGAAGAGCAGCGGACGUAAGGGCGGUAUGGAAGAGGAGAGGGUAGAGAGAAGGUUCUGCAAUCGCAGUCACUCUACCUCGAUCCAUGGCAUCGGCCCUAAUGUCGCGAGACUAGGGGGCGCACAGCUACAGCUGAGAAUCCCGGCUGACAGGAGAGGGAAUGUGGGCAAGGGAAACACACAACGGCUGACGGCUUGGCGCAGCUUACCACUCCUGGCCCAGCCCGUCCAACCCGCACCCGGAUGCUGCUCCGGGAUUGUGGGGGUGGGAACGCGAACCCGUGUCCGACCUUCCGGACGGGGUGGGAGGGUACAAAUUCCGCUGCUAGACGCGCUUCCGAAGUUUGACGGCAUUUCGGCGAAGAGAGCGUUCUCCACAUUCCCUUUCCAGAUUGACAGUCUCGUCAAGACGGAUGCACUUGAUCUGAUUAGCAAUGCCGAGACGAGGAUUCGAUGGACAACGAGUGUUGUUAUCUCCUCUUCCUACUGUCAUUCCCCUCUCCUUCAUCUCUCACUCGCCGAGCACCAAGUGAAUCUCAUGCUAGGCUCCUCUGAUCGAAAGGACGGGUAUGGCACAAUCAGCUGCCUCCUUCAAGAAAACUUCAAAGACCAAAGAACUCUGACCGUAGACGGGCUCCUGAUUCCUCAUCUCGGCAUCCCACAUUGCCGAGGCGAGUACUGGGCGCGCUAUAAUCUUCGUCGCGGUCCACUGGGCUGGGAUAUACCUCCCCCGCUCGAGGGUGUGAACUGCUAUAUCUCCUGUCAAAGAAUCCAGGUACAGGUUUUCCUCUGA